CUGACCAUUUUGCUUAAUUGAGAAGCGAAUCGCAAGGUCUCUUAGUAUAGAUCAAGCAACCGAUGCGCCAAACAGGAUUUUAAACUGCCUCAAAGUUUUUGCUGAGCAUUUUAAAUUGGGGCGUCAAGAGGACGCUCAUGAGUUUUUGCGGCUUGCCACAAUACGUCUCUCCGUCUAAAGAAGCUGCGAACAAAAGGUGAGUCUAGUAACGAUAAUAGUGUUGUUAAGGAGAUUUUUGGUGGUGCUCUGGAGAGCCAGCCAGCCAGGUGAAGUGUUUGCUGUGCGGUGCGGAGUCUAGUAAGGUUGAUGAGAUUAUGGAUGUUAGUCUUGGGAUUUUGCAUAGCAACUCGGUGAAGGAUUCGAUGCAGAAGUUCUUUCAGUCAGAGAUUUUAGAUGGCAGCAAUAAGUAUAAAUGUGAAAGUUGUAACUUGUAAGAAACUAGUGACAGCGAGGAAGCAGAUGUCAGUACUUCAAGCUCCUAAUAUUCUUGUUGUCCAAUUGAAAAGGUUUGGUCGGAAGAUUGAUAAGGCGAUUACAUUUGGUGAGAUUUUGGUUCUCUCAACCUUCAUGAGUAAAGCAAGCAAGGACCUUCAACCAGAAUACAAGCUUUUUGGGAUCAUUGUGCAUUCUGGAUUUUCUCCUGAAUCUGGACACUAUUAUGCAUACGUCAAGAAUCCUUCGGGCCGAUGGUAUUGCUGCAACGAUUCAUUCGUCUCACCCUCCACGUUGCAAGAAGUUUUGUCGAAGAAAGCUUAUAUUCUGUUUUUCAUCCGUUCAUGGUAG
This is a messenger RNA of Eruca vesicaria subsp. sativa (arugula), 783 nucleotides long. The record is from the annotation of a GenBank genome assembly. Lineage: Eukaryota; Viridiplantae; Streptophyta; Magnoliopsida; Brassicales; Brassicaceae.